This is a messenger RNA of Seminavis robusta, 579 nucleotides long. Lineage: Eukaryota; Bacillariophyta; Bacillariophyceae; Naviculales; Naviculaceae. The record is from the annotation of a GenBank genome assembly.
AUGGCGGGUAGAGCGGCCAAGAGGAUGCCCAAGACAACGUCUCCGACUUCGAAUUCGUCUUCCGACGAAAGCCAACGAAAACCAAGCCCAACAGAAGAUGGAAAGCGUGGGGCAAAAACGGAAACCAACGAAGAUCGACUUCCGCAAGAUAGCCAAGCAGCGUCAGCUCGGGCUCAUGGUGGCACCUAUUCUGUCGGCGUUGAUGCGAAUGAAUCUGUUCACGGAGACUCUGAAGGUGUGACGAUUGUCAAACAGAUGUUAGUGGAACUCAAGGAGCAAGGAGAGUCAGACCCUACUUUGAUCGACGGUUGGUACAACUGGUUGGACGACCUUCUGGCGCAUCACGCCACGCACGGUCAUUGCCAAGUACGGGACGCAGAGAACCACAUCCUCUACAGCUGGUUAAAGCGUCAACGUAUUAUGUACAGGAAGGGAAAGCUAGAACCGGACAAGCUACGAAUUCUGCAGCUCUUGAAGACCAACGGCUUCGACGUGCCCUCCGGUAUCGCUUCACCAUAUGAAGUCGUCGACGUGAGCGGUACACAUGGCGGACAGAAAGGUAGAUCCUCUCAGACAUAA